GUGUGAAAGGCGCCGCAGGGCAGGGAGCGGGAAGCUGCGCGGUGUGGGGUGUAAAGCUCUCCUCCCGCGCCCCAUGCCUGCGAGUCAACGGCGCGCGCGACGUGACGAGCUUUGACAGUACGCUUUUGUUACCUAUCCGGUGUGUUGUGUUUUUUGAAGUGUCUUGUUAAACGUUGUUGUAACGUUCGGAUUUUGUGUUUAUAUACCGAUAUAUGGUAAGUGUACCUUAAAUUUAUUAUAACUAAUGUUUGUUUUAGUGUGUGAAGUGUGGCGAUAGUAAAAUAUUUCUUUGAAGGUGUCGGUUGGCUACCACACGACUACAACUGUGACGGUUGUAAUUUAUGCUUAAUGUUGGUAUGUCGGCCAUUCAGCCACAUCCACAGCAUGUCUUUUUUUAUGCUAUGUGCCCGCUCAGACGGUGAUAGCUAAGGCGCGCGGUCCGAAAAUUGAGCUGCACGGCUCGAAAAUAUGGACGCGCGGCUCGAGAAUCGAGACGCGCGGCUCAGAAAUUGAGACGUACGGCUCAACAAAAUUGGGAAGCGCGGCUUGAAAAUUGGGACACGCGGCUCCAGAAAUUGGGACGCGCGGCUCAAGAAAUUGGGACGUGCGGCUCAAAAAUAUUGGGACGCGCAGCUCAAAAAUAUUGGGACGCGCGGCUCACGAAACUAGAGACGGCUCAACAAGUUUGAGACGCAUGGCUGAGAGGAGACGCGCGGCUCAUUUAAGCCGAGGCGCGCGGCAAUUCUAUACUGAUAAAAUCACAAUUUCAUAUCUUUAAGGUGUUUCUUAAUACCAUGAGCUUUUACUGAUAAAGCUUUUCGCUUGGCUUCAGAUGGCAAAUGGUGGUGGGUUCGUAACCCUGGGUGACUUGCUGGAGGAGCAGGGUGAUUCGCAGAGGGAUGAGGAGAUUUUAGGAAGAUUGAAAGUGUUGGCACAGGAGAGCCUGCCCGAAGGAUGGACGAAAUGGGAAAUAAAGAAAUCUUCCAAGGAAGAAAUUUUUGGCGAGAGUGUGGAAGUGGCCACACUAAAUAAAUUGGUUUUUGCCAUUCCUACAAUGGGACUGGUGAAGGCUUUCGACCCGGAGGCGGAUCACCUGUCAGAGAAGGCCUACAGAGACAUCCGCCUCAAACUACUAGACUGGGCAUUCACGCGAGCGCUUAUUGUGGGACCUCCUGCAAUCGCGAACCGAAUACGGGGUUCCGCGGCUAGGACCGAACUAUUCAAGGAGGCAAUAGCUCCACUGAAGGAAGUAAUGAUACCAAGGAGGGAAGUGGACCAGAUCCUGUCUGGUGCUCUAGAAGAGGGCACCAGAAAGAGAAGAAGUACCUCGAUGACAUCAGAUCGGUCUGGCCCAGUAAAGAGAAGUAAGGUAGAUAUGCUGGAAGAGAAAAUGGAAAGGAUGUUUGCAUUUAUGGCGGAAAAGAUUGAAUCUCUUUGUGAGAUUCGACAGCCUCCUACACAGUCAGAUGAGUCGGAGGAAGAUUCUGAGAAUGAAUCUGAACCUUAUAGUCAAAGGGAGCCUUCACCGGAUUCGGAAUGGCAUGCUCCUGCCCUUGACACCAGUGGAGUGACAGAUAUGGCAUCCUUAGACGAUCUGGAUUUCCGUCCUGAAGUUAAAGAGGCUGACCCCGUGAUUCCGGAGCCUUCUCCAGAAUUGAAAGAAGAGGGCAUUGGAUGUCAAAGGUUAGGAACCACAGGUUGGAGUCGGAUUCGCUAUAAAGAGGUGGAGAAGAAAUUGCACGCAUCUCCGGUGUUCAGCGCUUUAAAAAUUAACACCGAACUGAGCAGUGUGGCUCGUGAUUUCAGCUGGCUCGGUAAGCAGGAUAGUUUGCUCGGAACUAUAUGCCACGGGUUACUUCUUCAAAGAAGAGCCAUUGCAGAAGAUCUCAGAGCGCUGGCCAGGGAGUACCCAGCAUCAGGGGGUGAAGUUAAAAGGAUUUUAAAAGAGUCGAAUUUUAAAUCCUUGUCAGAUGAUCUGUUGCAGUUCGUCUGUGCCCACAGGGCGGAAACAAUUGAAAAUCGGCGAAAAAUCUUUAAGGCCAAAAAUGAGACUCUCACCACAGCACUUCAUCAGAUUCCCCCUUCCGCAACCCACUUAUUCGAAGAGAAGAUACUUUCUACUUUUAUUAAGGACAAUGGUGGGACUGGACAAGUUUUCACUUCAAAACAAGGAAAAUUUCCGGUCAAGAAGACUUCCAACUUUCGAAAGCCAUCUGCUACUGGAUUCUAUCAGUCAAAAACAUCUGCAGGUCACGGUCGCCAGAGAAAUUCUUUCCAGCCCUCGCCUCGGCCAUCAACAUCCCGAACUUCCGCUUCAAAGAGUCAACGUGACAGCCCUAGAAAGAAAUCGGGGAAGCAGCGCCCCAGUAACAAGAAAUAUUGACGGUUUUCGCGGGGGUCAACUAAGAGACCAUAUAUCUCAGUGGCAAAUACUGGGGGCCCCAAAGCAUGUUUUAAGUACAAUUUCGGGAUACACUA
Molecule: messenger RNA, 2478 nt
Organism: Amyelois transitella
Lineage: Eukaryota; Metazoa; Arthropoda; Insecta; Lepidoptera; Pyralidae
Exons: 1
Coding region: 833-2383 (516 amino acids)
Source: RefSeq, a predicted model, not a curated record